Messenger RNA from Cannabis sativa, 1059 nucleotides. RefSeq lists its product as uncharacterized. The coding region runs from base 1 to 1059 and encodes 352 amino acids. NCBI's taxonomy places the organism in Eukaryota, Viridiplantae, Streptophyta, Magnoliopsida, Rosales, Cannabaceae. The transcript has a single exon. The record is from RefSeq and is a predicted model, not a curated record.
AUGGCUUCUACUCAAUAUGGUGAAACUGAGAUGGAGGCAGAGUAUCAGAAUAUGAAUAUGGGUGAGGAUGAUGGCUAUAUUAUGUAUGAAGGUGGGGCGGAGGACUUGGAGGAAUUUGAUGAUCGCUGGUGUUUAGUUGGUAGAUUUCUUACAGAGAGGACAAUCGAUUUCCAAGCAAUGCAACAUAAAAUGGCCUCCUUAUGGAGACCAGUGAGGGGUUUAUUUGUGAAGGAGCUUGAUCCGAACUGUUUCUUGUUCCAAUUUUACCAUGAAAUGGAUAUUGACAGAGUGAUUGAAGGCAGUCCUUGGACAUUUGAUAGAGUCCCUUUAGUGUUUGAGAGGCUAAAAAGUGGAGAUAACCCCAGGAUGGUGGUGCUUAAUCAUCUGGAUUUCUGGGUCCAAUUGCACGAUAUCACAUCGGGUUUUAAAUCAGUAUCGGUGGCUAAGGACAUUGGCAAUUAUAUAGGAAAGUUUCUAAAAACUGAUCCUAAUGAUUUCAAGAGUGUUUGGAGGGAUUAUCUUAGAAUCAGAGUGUCUAUUUGUGUGGAUGUUCCACUGAAGAAAAGUAUGAAGCUACAAAAGAGAAAUGGGCCGAUUUGUUAUGUGAAAUUCAGAUAUGAAGACUUAACCACGUUCUAUUUUGUGUACGGAAUCCUUGGCCAUUUUGAAAGAUUUUGUGAGAAAGCUUUUGAUACACCACCACACUUGCUAACCAAGCCAUAUGACAUCGAGUUGAAAGCGACACCUCGUCGACGAAAUCAUACCAUUGGUGCGAAAUGGUUGAAACCAACUAUGGCGAAGAGAACGGAUAACUCAACACCGAUUGUUGGAAAUCCAGUCAGUAUGCUCCGACCAUCAACAACUGGCAAUCAUAGCUCUGCAAAUGGAGGAAAUCUGGGGGGAAAUCCUAUAAUAUCUGAUGGUGAUAGAGAGGAUUUUGUGGAAGAAGUUAUGAGUUGUAAUAAUGCCAGUUAUGAGGGUCAACUGGGGGUCCUAAAAAAGGAAAGGCUAUUACUGAAGAUUAUAUGGGGGGAGAUAUGGAGGAGGAGGCUGUUUUAA